GCGGUGACGCCGCCGUGCCCGGAGCCGACACUCGGCGGGGCCGCGGCGGGAACCGGAGCGACCGCAGGCUGAGCGGGGCCCGGGGCGGCAGAUGAACACUUUGCAGAUGGUGGUUCUUACAGGCACCGGUGAAGGCUGGUCUGCAUGAAAAUACUGGCUGAGGAGUCAGGUGUGCUCGACAAGGAGUGGUGCCCCUUGGGAAGAAAGCUCUGAUUAUUAACGGGAAAAUAAUACUGGAACAGAAUGUUGCUUACCUUUUGCCUGAAAAGGUGAAAUCUUUUCAAACAGAAAUGGCUGAUAAGGGUGGAAAGAUGCUUCCAGGACAAUUGUACAUUGAAGUGGAAUACGACUAUGAGUACGAGGCCAAGGACAAGAAAAUUGUGAUUAAGCAAGGGGAGAAAUACAUCUUAGUGAAAAAAACUAAUGAUGAUUGGUGGCAGGUCAAAAGAGACGAAAAUUCCAAACCCUUUUAUGUGCCAGCACAGUAUGUGAAGGAAAUACCCCGAAAAGCACUGAUGCCACCUGUUAAGCAGGCAAGCAUGCUGCCAAAUAACACUUUGAAGUUGACACAUGGAUUACAGAGAUCGACAGAAAAUGUGAAUAAGUCACCAGAGCUUUCUAGUUUUGGAAAAUCUCCAGUUCAAGUGUCUUGCUUAGUUCGAGAUGCCAAUCAAAAUCUGGGACCGAACAAUACCCCUGGUCAAACUCUUGGUUUGAGUCUGGACCUUACCCAAAACAAUGGAAAACUUAACAACGAGUUGCAAUCUCCCAAGGUUUCCAAUCAGUUUAGAACCAUCUCCAUGGGUCAUUUCCCAUGCCCAGAGUUCUUGGAAAUAGAGAAGACCAGCUUUUUGCAUGAACAAUCUUGUGAUUCAGCAGGAGAAGGCUCAGAAAAAAUUCACCAAGAUUCAGAGUCUGGAGAUGAACUCAGUAGUAGCUCCACGGAACAAGCACAGCCAACUACUCCACCAAGCCAAGGGAGGCCUGAUUCACCAGUUUAUGCUAAUUUACAAGAACUGAAAAUAUCUCAGUCUGCACUUCCACCACUACCUACAAGUGCUCCGGUCCAAAUAAAUGGGGAAUGGGAAACCCAUAAAGAUACGACAGGACGCUGUUAUUACUACAACAGAGGAUCACAGGAGCGAACCUGGAAACCUCCGCGGUGGGCCCGAGAUGCAAGCAUUAAUAAAGGGGAUUCCCAGAGCCAUGCAGAUCAUGAGCAUCUUUCAUCAGAAGAAAACGACCACAGUUCUUGUUACAGCCAGUCAGAUAGUCAGUAUGGUUCUCCUCCAAAGGGUUGGUCAGAAGAGUUGGAUGAACAUGGUCAAACCCUAUAUACCAAUGACUAUACUAAUGAAAAGUGGAUAAAACAUGCAGAUGAACAAGGUAGACCAUACUACUACAGUGCUGAUGGUUCCCGAUCAGAAUGGGAGUUACCUAAGUAUAAUGCUUCACCACAGCAGCAGAGAGAUAUAAUAAAGAGUAGGAGUCUGGACAGGAGGCUACAGGAACCAAUAGUUUUAACAAAAUGGAGGCACAGCACAAUUGUGCUGGACACCAACGACAAGGAAUCAUCAACUGCUUCUAAGACAAGCUUUCCUGAAAAUGAGUCCUCUCCUUCUUCACCAAAGCAUCAAGCCACAGGCCAAGAAAAGUAUGGUUUAUUAAACGUGACAAAGAUUACAGAAAAUGGGAAGAAAGUUCGGAAGAAUUGGAUGUCAUCAUGGGCAGUGUUACAAGGGUCGUCACUGCUGUUCACUAAAACCCAAGGAAGUGGAACUGGCUGGUCAUUUUGCCAAGUGGGCUCAAUUCCUGAGCUCUUGCUCUCGCUGCUUUCUUCUUGGAAAAAUGCUCUCAGUCGUCGACCUGCUGUCACCUAUGUAAACUCUGCCCAAGUUUCAGCUAUCACUAAGUUUGGUGUCAAUCAGUCUAAGCCAGAAUUUACAGUGGAUCUCAAAGGGGCGUUGAUUGACUGGGCCUCAAAGGACAAAUCCAGCAAAAAGAAUGUUAUUGAGCUAAAAACCCGCCAAGGAACUGAGCUCUUAAUUCAAUCUGAUAAUGAUGGCUUUAUUAAUGAAUGGUAUAAAGUUCUUAACUAUACCAUCAAUAAUCAGGUAAUAGAGCCUGAUGAACCAUUAGAAGAUGAGGUACCAGAUUCUCCUGGGGUGGAAAAACAAGACAAAGAGAAAGAGAAGGAGAAUAAAGACUCUAAGAAACUUCGUUCAGUGAAAGCACCUAGCAAUAUAGAUUCCACAGAUCAGAAAAAGACCAAAACGAAGCUCAAGAAGUUUCUUACACGGCGCCCUACGUUACAAGCCGUCCGUGAAAAAGGCUACAUUAAGGAUCAAGUUUUUGGUUCAAAUCUCACCAGCUUGUGUCAAAGAGAAAACGGCACGGUGCCAAAGUUCGUGAAGCUGUGCAUUGAGCAUGUUGAGGAACAUGGAUUAGAUAUUGAUGGCUUAUACAGAGUUAGUGGCAAUCUUGCAGUGAUACAGAAGCUAAGAUUUGCAGUCAACCAUGAUGAGAAACUGGACUUGAAUGACAGUAAAUGGGAAGAUAUUCACGUCAUCACAGGAGCUUUAAAGAUGUUUUUCAGAGAAUUGCCAGAGCCGCUGUUCACUUACAAUCACUUCAAUGACUUUGUCAAUGCAAUUAAGCAAGAGCCAAGGCAGCGUGUCCCUGCUGUUAAAGAUUUAAUCAAACAGUUGCCAAAACCAAAUCAGGACACUAUGCAGGUACUCUUUAGACACCUGAAGAGAGUUGUAGAAAAUGGAGAAAAGAACCGAAUGACCUAUCAAAGUAUAGCGAUAGUUUUUGGUCCAACCUUAUUAAAACCAGAGAAAGAGACUGGUAACAUAGCAGUCCACACAGUAUACCAGAAUCAGAUUGUAGAGUUAAUUCUACUGGAAUUGAAUUCCAUCUUUGGACGCUGACGUUUUUCUUGAAGUAGAAGCUGGAAGUGAUGAGUUGGCAGCAGUACUCCAUCAGAAGGAAUUAUUUUAUGUUUGUGGACCAAGCAGCAACUCAUUUUUUGCACUUUUGGGGGGGGAAGAAACAGGAGAAAUGUUUGACCACUUUAAUGCAAAUUAAAGACAACACUUUGGAUUUCUUUGAGAAGUUCAAUGUAAAAAGUGAAUUGAAAAGUUUAUAGUUUGCCUUUUUCAAGUAGCAUUGGAAAAAUGUAAUAUAGGUUCAUACACUGGAGUUCUUGGAGAGUAAAGCCAUUAAUCUCAAACUGGAUAAUCUGGAAUUUAAUCUCAAAAUUCUUCCACUUGGUAGGGAAAAGUCCUGCCAAAUAGUAUGGAAAAAUUCAGUGAAGAAACAUCUUAAGCUUGUGUAUUACAACCUACUCAGAUCUCUAUGACACUUUUCCAAGGGGUUUCUGCAUGUGGUGCCUGUCUUGGACUUGUGCUAACAGUUUGGUUUAGUUAUUCAAAUCUAAUAUCACUUGGUAUCUGCUGCCCCUUUUCCUUCUUUUUUUUUUUUUUUUCCUUUUCCCCCCUUUUUCUGUUGGUUUUUUUUCGCUUCUCUUUAUUUCCUUUUUUCCCCAGCAACCUUUCUAGAAGUUCUUAGCUGCUUCAUAGAGCAGCACACUAUUACGCUAUUUCAAACACUGAACUUGUAAGAAUAUCCAGCAAUGGAUAUGGCUUAUGGCAUAACAGAAGUAAUAUUUAAUAAACAUGUUCAUUUUUUCAGGGUAUUUCUUGAGCUAAGUUUUGUGUUAUACCGAUCUAAAUCUGAAGUCCUAAGUAAACACCGACUGUAACACUGUACUGAGUUCAUGGUAUAAUGCUGUGGUAGUGGAAGUUCAUUCUUGAUGUAAAUACAGGCUGUCCUUUUGAUUCUUGUAUAUAAUUCAGUCCCUGUAUAGUUUAAGAACACUUUAGUCACACAUUUCUAAUCAUGGGUAGAUUAGCUACAGUAGCAUAAUGUUUCCAGUGGAUGUCUGGGUUUCAGCAGGGAAACAGGUUAUGGGGAGGGAGGGAAUCUAACUGUGUGCACUUUUAGAUGUUAAUUACAUUUGCAGGCAAAUAACUGUAAUGCAAAUGGUACUGGAGAAAUACUGAGUGUGCUUGCUAAAUGGUUAAUGCACUACAAGAGGAGCCUUUUAGGUUAUUUAAUAUGUACAGGAUACAUUAGAAAAAUGUAUUAUGAAUUCUAACACCUACAAAUAGUGAAAGUCAUGUUUUGAUAGAUAGAUAGAUAUUUGGUGGAAUCCAUGAUGCUAAAUUUAAGAUUUUCUUUUUACAUUAAUGUAGAAUAAUUUGUAAAAUUGGUUUUGAAAGAUUUUGUUACAGGGAGCAUGGUCUGCUGAAGAUUUUUUUAAAUGUAUUUUUCUAGACUAACUGCUGUAUCUGACAUAUUUGUUAUGUCUAACCUAAAUAAAGAAAACCAAUAGUUCUUUUAGA
Messenger RNA from Chiroxiphia lanceolata (lance-tailed manakin), 4409 nucleotides. It is a transcript of the gene ARHGAP12, whose product is annotated as Rho GTPase activating protein 12. Lineage: Eukaryota; Metazoa; Chordata; Aves; Passeriformes; Pipridae. The transcript has 20 exons. Gene Ontology annotation, cellular component: cytoplasm. The coding region runs from base 291 to 2933 and encodes 880 amino acids. The record is from RefSeq and is a predicted model, not a curated record. Gene Ontology annotation, molecular function: protein binding. Gene Ontology annotation, biological process: regulation of GTPase activity; signal transduction.